Condylura cristata (star-nosed mole) is the source of this 3411-nucleotide messenger RNA. RefSeq names its product pleckstrin homology domain containing, family A (phosphoinositide binding specific) member 1 (gene PLEKHA1). Gene Ontology annotation, cellular component: membrane; cytoplasm. The coding region runs from base 26 to 1222 and encodes 398 amino acids. Gene Ontology annotation, molecular function: PDZ domain binding. The transcript is spliced from 11 exons. The record is from RefSeq and is a predicted model, not a curated record. Lineage: Eukaryota; Metazoa; Chordata; Mammalia; Eulipotyphla; Talpidae.
UACAGUGUGAUGUGCAAGUUCAGAAAUGCCUUAUGUGGAUCGUCAGAAUCGCAUUUGUGGUUUUCUAGACAUCGAAGAAAAUGAGAACAGUGGGAAGUUUCUUCGACGGUACUUCAUCCUGGAUACCAGAGAAGAUAGCUUUGUCUGGUACAUGGAUAACCCACAGAACCUACCUUCUGGGUCAUCCCGUGUUGGAGCCAUUAAGCUGACCUACAUUUCAAAGGUUAGCGAUGCGACUAAGCUAAGGCCGAAGGCCGAGUUCUGUUUUGUUAUGAAUGCAGGGAUGAGGAAAUACUUCCUACAAGCCAAUGACCAGCAGGACCUAGUAGAAUGGGUCAAUGUGUUGAACAAAGCUAUUAAAAUUACAGUACCAAAGCAGUCCGACGCCCUGCCUCACUCUGAAAACCUAAGCCGGCGCGGUGAAUGUGGGAAGAAGCAGGUGUCUUACAGGACUGACAUUGUGGGGGGCGUGCCCAUCAUCACCCCCACGCAGAAAGAAGAAGUCAGUGAGUGUGGUGCAAGCAUUGACAGAAACCACUUGAAGCGCUCCCAGAGCCAUCUCCCGUACUCCGCGCCCACACCGCCCCCGGACAGCGCCGUCAUCAAGGCCGGCUACUGCGUGAAGCAAGGCGCUGUGAUGAAAAACUGGAAGAGAAGAUAUUUUCAAUUGGAUGAGAAUACAAUAGGCUACUUCAAAUCUGAACUGGAAAAGGAACCUCUCCGUGUAAUACCACUUAAAGAGGUCCACAGAGUCCAGGAAUGUAAGCAGAGUGACAUAAUGAUGAGGGACAACCUUUUUGAGAUUGUAACAUCGUCUCGAACUUUUUAUGUGCAGGCCGACAGCCCCGAGGAGAUGCACAGCUGGAUCAAAGCCGUCUCGGGCGCCAUCGUGGCUCAGCGCGGGCCUGGCAGAUCGGCGUCUUCUGAGCAUCCUCCCGGCCCCGCCGGCGCCAGGCUCGCGCUCCGCCCCCCCGGGGCCGCCACAGCCGCUCGCAGCAACUCUCUGGUCUCAGGCUUUGCCGUGGAGAAGCGAGGAUUUUACGAGUCUCUUGCCAAGGUCAAGUCAGGGAACUUCAAGGUCCAGACUGUCUCUCCAAGAGAACCAGCUUCCAAAGUGACUGAGCAAGCUCUGCUCAGACCUCAAAGUAAAAAUGGCCCUCAGGAAAAAGACUGUGGCCCGCUGGACCUGGACGACGCCAGCCUCCCGGUCAGCGACGUGUGAGCUGGCGGCGCGGGCCGCGCCCGCCGCAGCCCCGUCUCCCGCGAGACUCUAGCCAAAGACGCCUCUUAGGUGGACUCUGGAAGCCGGUAACCCAAGAAUUAGGGAGUGGCCAAAUUAAAUAUAAUUUCUUUAAAAAAGCGAAAGAAAGGGAAAAAAAAGUGUCUCUGUAUCGACUGUCUUAAGUUUGUGUGUUCUCAUGUGGGUGCCGACAAUGUGAUGCUCUUUCAUAGUGAAUCUGGCAGUGGCAGUGUCUCCACACCGUAACAUGAAACACGCUUCUAGUGACGCGGGUCAUCGUUCCGCUGACUUCCGGCAGGUGUUUGGUGUUUCCCCACCUCUCCGGUUAGUGUCGCUGCCUGGACCACCGCCAGACUGGGGUGGCGGCGCCCGGCCACGCGGGCUGCGGUGCUGCAAGACUCGGCCAGGUCGGGGUGGGUGCUGGCCGGCGACCGCUGGGAACCGUGCGGCCGUCCCGGGCUUGAGGAGAGGGGAGCCGUAGGGUUCCAGGAGCUGCCUCUGGGACGUGUGUGUGGAAAAGCUCAGUUGGGAUCUGCGGCGGUCUUUGCUUUCUUCAGUGAACAGCAUUUCGCGUGAGGUUUUGGGGUGAUGAUUUCCUUACCAAAUUUUGUCAGUGGGUCUUCCCUCUAUACUUGUCAGUAAGGACCCUAAGUUUGUAUGUACAGACAUCUUGCCCUCAGUCGUUUUCAACGGUGGCCUCUCCUUUGUGUCACUGCUAAACUCUAUUCAAGUGCCUGUGCUGCUUUUAUCGCGCUGAGGAAAGUUUUGAGGUGAAUGUGCUCAGCAGUCCUGCAGGAUGGGUUUUAAACAUUGGGAUAAAGUUAAUUUUCAGUAGCUUACUUAGUUUGAUGCGCUAAAUGAGCUACCGUUUAUGUCAAGUGCCAGAACGCUGGUAUUCUACUACCUGUGCAAUAUAUUUGUCUGCAGACACAAAUUUGAGGGCACAUCGGACACGGGGCUGUGGUAACGCAGGCCCCUCUGAGAAAGCGUCCUGGUUUCAGGGGGCGAUUCGCAGACCAGUUUGAGCAAGAACUGUUUUUUGUAGUUCGACCUUGAACAUUCGCUUUAAUAGUCUUGGAUUUCACAUGCUGCUAUUUUUAUAUUUUGCCAUUUUAUAGUCCAUUUGUUUGAACUCGUACACAUCACCGUGUCUCCAGCUCUCUUUCUAAGAUGACUUCUGGUCUGAAAAGAGUCUUGUGCUGCUGGGGCCGGGCGCCGAGGUCACCCUCCGCCACGCUGGCCACACAGCUCCCGUCAGAUCCCAAGUGCAUCAAGAAUGCACCGCUCAACUUUUCAUUAUAAGCUAAUAUUUUAAAAACAUUUAGUUUUUUUUUUUCUUUUCUGCAGCUACAUUUGCAGAUGGUAGGAUGCAAGGGUUUAAGUAGUUACCGCUUGUGUGCUGACGUGUCCGCUACAUCGGCCCUUCUGAAGUCGCCCUUGGGCGACCUGGGGCACUCAGGAGCCGGAGCCUGUCUCCUGGGGUGCAGUUUCCACAUUGCAUGUUCAUUUUCGUACAUUUUGGUAUGGGUAAUUUGAUAUACUUAACGGUGGCGAAAUAAUGAGCUCUAUUUUGGGACUUUUUAUAGAACUCCCUGGUUCACUAGCCUUGGAAAACACCCUGUGACUGUCCGGGUCUGCUAGUAUUUAUCUCAGUACUUUUAUAAUUCUAUGAAAAUUAUUUAAUUGUUUUAAAGCUUAGACUUUUCUUGUAAAUACGUUACAUCUGAACUGUCAGAAUUUCACUUUGAACACCUUGAUACCUGCUGCGUUUUGUCCCUGUGCGCGUAGCACACCUCUGAGGUGGGGGGGGGCGCGUGAUUCCGAGAGGCUUCUUUUACAAACGUGUUGCCUUUGUAUGUCAAACUGGUUGAACACUGUAAUGACUUGAGAAUAAACUGCUCCAGAAUUAAUUCUAACUCAUUUCUCUCCUGGUUGGGUCAACUGUUUUGUGAACCGAGGGCAAGGCCAGAAUGCAUUUGGUUAAUUGACUCGAAUCUAUGCACAGCAGGCCACCUGGUGACCGGGAAGCCCAAGGAAACCAGGUUGGGGGGACCCAAGGGAAGAGCAGACUUUUUGGGGAAAAGACGUCACUGGUUUUGCUUCCUUAGAAAACAGAUUUUCAAAAGCCAAAUGGAGUAUGUUGAGUGCUUGGUGCUGGCUAGACCAGGUGG